UUAACUGAUUUGAUUUAUGAUCGGCAUAAGGAUUUGGGUAUCAAAUCUUUGCUUGAUUAUGCCGAGCACUACACAGUUGGUCUCGAAGCAUUGUUUGUCCAGGUUGCCACUUCCGAGGCAC
Messenger RNA from Ambispora leptoticha, 121 nucleotides. Lineage: Eukaryota; Fungi; Glomeromycota; Glomeromycetes; Archaeosporales; Ambisporaceae. The record is from the annotation of a GenBank genome assembly.